Eleginops maclovinus (Patagonian blennie) is the source of this 2579-nucleotide messenger RNA. RefSeq names its product interferon-induced protein 35 (gene ifi35). Gene Ontology annotation, cellular component: nucleus. Lineage: Eukaryota; Metazoa; Chordata; Actinopteri; Perciformes; Eleginopidae. The record is from RefSeq and is a predicted model, not a curated record. Bases 837 to 1970 code for a protein of 377 amino acids. The transcript is spliced from 8 exons.
UCUUAUAUUACAGCGUUUAAUAACUUGAUUUACUCACAUUUACUUCAACAAAUCGGCACACAACGUUUUCAUAUGUUUAAGUCGCGCUGAAAGUGACGUAUUCGAAGUUAUUCUCACCUAUGUGUUUCAGAAAUGUUAAAACUGCGGUUUGUUUAUCUUAAAAGUAGGGCCUUCAGUGUCUUUGUUUAUGGUUUCACUUGUUGUUGUUUUUUUUUUUAACUUUUUGACACGCAGUGUUUGUUACACAUUUGAUAAUAUGUUCGUUUCAUACACUGACUCUCUCUGACAGCACCGAAAAACGAGAUUUGAUUAUUUUGUCAGAUCACUUUCGCUAUGUCUUCCGAUGAGGUAAGACGGCCUGUUCUUGUUGUUUCCUCUCAUCAAAAUGCGGUUAAAAAUAAAUAAUACACAGAAUACUUAAUGUAUAUGUAUUUUUCCUGGUUAAUACCCUUUCUCUAUGGUUUGUCGUUUUAUCACACGCUUGUUUUCUGAGUUUAAAGAAGUAAUCAGAUCUUUUACCAAAGUGACAGAAGAAAUACUAUAUAGCAGAACAAGUAAAAGUUCUGCAUUCGAUGUAAAAUAAAAAGGUACAAAAGUAUAAGCAACAAAGUAGACAUUAAGUAGAAUUGUCCACUUCAUUAGAGAUAAUAUUGAAUCGUGAUUAGUGAUUUAUACAGCUGGGUAGAUUGUGAAUUUAACUAAGGGAUUGGUAAAAAAAAAAAAGUAUCAUACAUUUACGUCAUCAUUAAUUAAUUAAUUAUAUUUAGUUUUAUUCAUUUACAUUUUUGAAUAUUUAACUGUAUACAUUACAAUACAUUUCUAUAAUAUAUAUAUACAUGUGUAUUUUGUAUUGUAAUCUGUGCUUACCACCACUUUACCCACAGCCAUCCGAGGAAACCUUGCAGAGCAUCAACGCUUUAAUCAACAUCUACAAGAAAAAACAUGACCAGCUGAUCCUGGAGCAGGAGGAGCUGGCCACCUGCAGGAAUCAACAGCAGGACAUGAAUGAGCAGUUUAAGCAGCGCUCUAUAAAGCUGACCCAAAAAAUGAAAGAGGACCAACGCUCAUACAAAACGCAGAUUGAAAAUGAAAAGGAUAAGCUAAAGCGGGUGAGGCAGGAGGAGAAAGAACUAAUGGAACAGAUCCAGAAAGUGGAGGAAGCCGUUAAGGAGGAAGAAGCACAAACCCACUAUCUGAAACAGCAGAAUGACGUGUUCUCUGCUGUACCUGAGAGGAAUGUUGUCUUCACUGGCUUGACAGGAAAGGACACUGACGGACAAGCUUUUGAUAUGGAGCCGCAUUUAGUUUACCCGAUGGACGGCGGAACGGCACUGAUUACAUUUGAGGAGGAAGUAGUGGCCAAUAAUAUCCUGAAAAUGAAGAAGCAUCAGGUGAAGCUGGGGCAAGACAUCAGCAUCACUGUGGAGGCCCGGCAAGUUUAUCUGAUGCUGCCCACACUGGUGGAGAUAGACUCUAAAGUGAGUUCCCAGCACAUAUUAAUCUCCAACCUGCCCAAGAUGGACACUGAUCCAAUGCUGAACAAGCUGGAGAUCCACUUCUCCAAGAGUAAACACGGAGGUGGAGAAGUGGAGAAGUGUGAAAUGCUGCCCGACUCUGGGACUGUGGCCCUCAGCUUUGUGAGGAAUGACAUUGCCAAAUGUUUGAUAGAAGAAGAGUACCAUGAAGUGAAGCUGCAGGAGAAGAUGCACAGAGUUAGGGUGACUCCCUUUCUCAACGGAAAGAUUACAAACUUAAAGACAACGAUGAAAGCUUGCCGGCGAACACUGCUGCUGACAGGAAUCGCCCCCGUCAUGGAGCAGGAGACUCUGCAGGAUGUGCUGGAAAUCCAUUUUCAGAAAAGCUCCCAUGGCGGGGGAGAGGUUGAAGCCUUCCUCUACAACCCGCUGGGUCAGCACACCUCUGCCGUGUUUCAGAAAGCCCCCAAAAAUGAAGAUAAGAAGACAGAAUAAAUGUAGGAGUCAAUGAGUCAUUAUCGAGACAAGAACACCCUGAAGGAUUAUUACACGGCCACAUCCUGAAUAACCUACUAUAGCUCAACUACUGCUAUUCUCUCUCUAAAGUAAUUGAAAGUAGUAAUACGAAAGUCAUACUACUGGAUCUGAGUCUCCACUGUUAUCACCACUGUUUUAGAAAAAUAUAUAAUGUCCGAGAAUCUGUUAAUUUCUCUUUUUUGUUUUUCACAUCUUUUGAGAAUGACAAUAUAAUUAAGCACGAGGUUCUGAGGGUGUUUUUAUGAUGUUUCUAGAAUAAACUCUUUGCGACUCCUAAAUGACACAACUCUCUUAUUUAUUGAACUGUUUUUUUUUCUAGUAAUAUAUAUAUAAAAAGUAGCAUUGAACAAUACAGUGUUAUUGAUUCCUCAUUAGCUGAUAACCCCAUCAAUCAAAGAGGAAUCUGUGCCUUUAACAGUUUAUCACAUAAACAUGUAAAACGUCUGGUGUGAUAUUUUCUAACUUUGUUUGUUUUGAGUCAUGGAAAAUCAAAUCGAGACACAUAAUUAAAUGACAUGUUUGUAUUUUCUCUACAUUGCUAUAAAUAAAGCUCUUCAAAGGUUCAAA